AUGGCUGCCACCGCAAAACCUCUUCAGGAUGAGCUUCCCCCAGAUACCACCGUCCUCACCGCCGGUCCCCAAAGCGGGUGCAAUGGACCACAGUUGGCUCCAUCAGCCAUCAUGACGGCCUCAGGACACACUAUCACACCCACCGAAAACGAUGCUCUCUCAGAAGAUGACGAGUCACAAUACCCUCACGGCCUCAAACUCUGGCUGGUCCUCCUAUCCCUCUGCCUCGCCAUAUUUCUCGUCGCCCUCGAUCAGACCAUUAUCGCCCCGGCCUUGGGAUCCAUCACGUCCGAGUUCGAUUCCACCCGCGACAUCGGCUGGUAUGGCGCCUCCUACCUCCUCACCAUGACCGCCCUUCAACCCCUCUACGGAACAAUCUACCGACUCUUUGACAUCAAAAUCACCUACCUGAGCGCCGUCUUUCUCUUUGAGCUGGGGAGUCUGAUCUCAGCCGUGGCACCGACUUCGACAGUGUUCAUCGUUGGCAGGGCGAUCGCAGGGUUGGGUACAGCAGGCAUAUUCAGCGGGUCGUUUUUCAUCGUUGGACUCUUGCUGCCGCUCCGGAAAAGACCGACUGCUUUCGGUGGGGUUGGUGCGCUUUGGGGGAUAUCAAGCGUGGCCGGGCCGUUGCUGGGCGGUGUUUUUGCCGAGAAGGUGACUUGGAGGUGGUGCUUCUACAUCAAUCUCCCGAUUGGAGGCGUGGCGAUGGCGGUCAUUAUUUUCUUUCUCCGGGUCAAGAAGCCUGAUUCUGGUUUGCCUGCGCAGGGGAGGAUGGAGAGGGUUUUGCAGCUGGAUCUGGUAGGCACGGCAAUCAUGCUUCCCAGCGUGAUCAUGCUGCUUUUGGCGUUGCAAUGGGGAGGGCUUGAGUAUCCGUGGAGUGAUUCGAAAGUCAUUGGCCUUCUAGUGGGGGCGAGUGUGGGAGGUGCUGUGUUUGCGGGAGUCGAGGUUUGGCAGCAGGACAAGGGGAUCAUUCCACCCCGGUUCUUCAGGAACAGAAACGUCUUUGCGGCUAUGAUGUUUGCCAUGUUCUUUGGCGCGUCAUUCUAUCCGAUGGUCUAUUAUUUGUCACUGUAUUUCCAAGCUGUUCAGGGCAACAAUGCAGUCGAGGCAGGUAUCAAGCUUCUCGCCUUCUUGAUAGCCAUGGUCGUAUCGUCUGUGCUCAGUGGUAUAAUCGUCACGGCCAUCGGAUCAUACAACAUCGUCAUGUUUGUCGAAACUGCCUUUCUCACGACUGGCGCUGCACUGAUUGCCACGUUUUGGAUCGACACCCCCUUUGCAAAGUGGUUCGGAUACCAAAUCAUCAUGGGAUUCGGAACCGGUGUCUGCUUCCAGGCACCAAUAGUCGUCGUGCAAAACUGUCUACCUCAAGAACUGAUCGCGCAAGCCACGGCAUGUGUCCAGUUCUUCCAGGCAUUCGGGGGAGCGGUAUUCAUUGCCGUGUCGCAAACUGUCUUUCAGAACGGGUUGAUGACCAACAUGCUGCGGGAUGCUCCAGGAAUUGACCCUGCAAUUAUUCUGAACAGUGGCGCAUCGCAGAUUCGACAGGUGUUGGAAAGGAUCGGGCGUCCAGAAGCUGUGGAACGGGUACUUGCGGCAUAUGUGUUGGGCCUCAGGAACACAUACUACAUCAGUGUGGCUGCUGCCGGUUGUGCGUUUCUUGUCACAUUUGUGCUUGAUUGGAAGCCGAUUAAGAAACCAGGCGUAGCGAAGAAGAAGAAGGAUGAAGAAGCGGCUGCUUCGAGUGACGGGACUUCUGCGAGCACAGACAUUGCAAAGGUUCAGGGCGGGUGA
Podospora anserina S mat+ is the source of this 1791-nucleotide messenger RNA. RefSeq lists its product as uncharacterized. The record is from RefSeq and is a predicted model, not a curated record. Gene Ontology annotation, biological process: transmembrane transport. The transcript has 2 exons. Bases 1 to 1791 code for a protein of 596 amino acids. Gene Ontology annotation, molecular function: transmembrane transporter activity. NCBI's taxonomy places the organism in Eukaryota, Fungi, Ascomycota, Sordariomycetes, Sordariales, Podosporaceae.